Molecule: messenger RNA, 4757 nt
Organism: Micropterus salmoides (largemouth bass)
Lineage: Eukaryota; Metazoa; Chordata; Actinopteri; Centrarchiformes; Centrarchidae
Product: RNA-binding protein 15-like
Exons: 1
Coding region: 154-2691 (845 amino acids)
Biological process (GO): regulation of alternative mRNA splicing, via spliceosome
Cellular component (GO): nucleus
Molecular function (GO): mRNA binding
Source: RefSeq, a predicted model, not a curated record
UGCAAGUUAGUCCAACAUGGCGGUUAUGUCGCUCGCUUGAGUGUAAAGUGUUAAACCGCGUAAAAGUUCAGAUAGUUACGGUAUAUUGCAUUGGCAGAGAGUAUAUUUACACACAUUAGUGUCUGUCGACUGCACGUAUCGGCUUUUUUGGAAAUGAAGGGGAAGGAGCGAUCGCCGGUGAAGAAACGCUCCCGAGCGCCAGUUGAUAGCAGAGACCGAGGAGGGAGCAACCCGAGCGGCAAGAAGACCGGAGCGCUGCCGACGGUUGGCAGCAACAACGGUAACGGCUCUGCUCAGGGCGGCGCUUUAUCCAGGAGAAGUUUACACAUCGAGAAAAGAGAGAUGAGGGAUUCAGACGGACACAAUUCAUCCAGUCGGGCUGGUAGCGGUUACGACUACGGAGUGGUUUCGGUGAACAAGCCGUACGGUGGCGCUGACAUCGCAGCGGAAACAUCCAGGUCCGGUUCACGCAGCGAUCCACGGCCUCCGUCAAAUCCCGACAACGAGUACAAGACUCUCAAAAUAAGCGGGCUGGGCUCUCAGCUGAACGAUGAGGAAAUAGAGGACGGGCUGUUUCACGAGUUCAAGAGGUUCGGGGACGUGAGUGUUAAAAUAAGUCGAGAAAAUGACGAGAGGGUGGCGUUUGUGAACUUCAGGAGGCCCGACGACGCCCGAGCGGCCAAACACGCCCGCGGCAAGCUGGUGCUGUACGACCGGCCUCUGAAAAUCGAGACAGUCUACAUGAACAGACGCAGAAGCCGCUCCCCUGUUUCAAAAGACAGUUUCCCCUCAGGACAGAGGCAUCUCCACUCUCAGAGACCCCUGUCUCCCACUGGGGUGGGGUACAGAGACUACCGGUUACAGCAGCUGGCCCUGGGCCGACUCCCCCCUCCUCCUCCACCGCCUCACAUAAGAGAUCUGGAAAGAGACAGAGAUUUUUCAAUGUAUGAUGCCAGGACUAGGCCCCCGUUCAUCCCUGAGUGUGCUGUGUACCGCGAGGAGGACCUGCUUAGCCCCGAGGAUGACCAUAGGGCAAACAGGACUUUGUUUCUGGGCAAUCUGGACGUAAGUGUGACGGAGAGUGACCUGAGGAGGGCGUUUGACAGGUUUGGCGUGAUAACAGAGGUGGACAUAAAGCGGGCAGUGAGAGGCCAGAGCAACACCUAUGGAUUCAUAAAGUUUGAGAAUCUUGACAUGGCUCAUCGUGCCAAAGUAGCGAUGUCUGGGAAAGUGGUGGGCCACAACCCAAUUAAAAUCGGCUAUGGUAAACCUACACCCACGACCAGGCUGUGGGUGGGGGGCCUGGGACCCUGGGUUCCACUCGCUGCACUGGCUAAGGAGUUUGACCGCUUUGGCACCAUCAGGACUAUAGACUACAGGAAAGGUGAGGCGUGGGCUUACAUCCAGUAUGAAAGUUUGGAUGCUGCUCAGGCUGCAUGUACUAACAUGAGAGGCUUCCCUCUCGGUGGCCCCGACAGGAGACUGAGAGUGGACUUUGCAGACACAGAGCACCGCUACCAGCAGCAGCAGCAGUACAUGCAGCUUCCCCUCCCCCUGCCACACUAUGACUUAGUUCCUGAGCCCUUUGCCCACCGCCUUACUGACUCGGUGAGAGUGAGAGAGAGGUCCCCUCCACUUCCUGCUCGCUUCAGAGACAGGGACCUGUACCCCAGUGCUGAAUGGUCUGGCCUGGCUGUCCACGACAGGAUGCGCGGGGCAGCCUUUGAUCCCAUAGAUCGUCUGGAGAGGCGUUCCCGUGAGACCUGGUCAAUAGAGCGUGAGCGUGAGUUCCAAAGCCGAGAUCUAGGCCGCAAAAGGAGACAUUUGGAUGAUGGCUGCCGACUGGAUCAUUCCCCUGAGAUUGGUGACUAUGGUCUGCGGCGCCAUGGCAACUCAUUAGAGCUCAGCCCUGGAGGGAGCAGUCGAGACGGCGGACGCUAUAGUGACCCUGAACGUCUGCCUCGCUCUGGCAGAACCUCCCCUGUCAGAGACCGCCAGGAUGCUGGCUUUGGAGACAAGAGAAGAAAAACACUCAGCCCAGCUGAGCCAGGCUGCUCAGAGAAGGACCGCAAACGUAAAGCCAGUGACUCAUCUAAGAGCCCAGCGAGAAAGGAGAAUCGCUUAGGACAUCCUUCCUCCAAAUCUGGCCAGCAGUCUAAGCCGGCAGCUGGGGGACAGAAGCUGAGCCAGGCCUGGCAGGGCAUCCUCCUGCUGAAGAACAGCAGCUUUCCCACUUCACUGCACUUGCUGGAGGGCGACAUGUCGGUGGCUACCAGCCUGCUGGUGGAGGGCUCCACAGGGGGUCAAGUCUCCCAGCUGAAGAUCAGUCAGCGCCUGCGCCUGGACCAGCCCAAGCUGGAUGAAGUCUCUCGUCGCAUCAAGGCCGCCGGCUCCGGCGGAUACACCAUCCUCCUGGCCGUGCCUGGGAAAUCUGAAGAUGGAGGGCUCCAGGACGCCAGCAGCUCCACCGAGAGACCCCUGAAGAACCUGGUAUCCUACCUGAAGCAUAAGGAGGCGGCCGGCAUCAUCAGCCUCCCUGUGGGGGGAAGCCGUGACAAGGACCACGGAGGAGUCCUUCACGUUUUUCCCCCAUGUGAGUUCUCACAGCAGUUCUUGGAUGCCUCUGCUAAAGCUUUUGCCAAGUCAGAGGACGACUACAUUUUGAUGGUCAUUAUCAGAGGAGCAUCAUAAAAAAAGUGCAAAUUAUAAACGUCUGUUUGUUCCACUCAUGAACUGUUAAACUGUGAGCUGUAAAAACAGGGAGAAGUAAUGAUAACCAAGCAGGGUGACAGGGUUCUCCCUAACCUGCAUGGUAGCUUGUAUCUCAUCCUGCUGAGGUUUAUAGAAAUGAAACUCAUCGAAUUGAAUUUUGAUAAAUUGAUGGAUUUGAUUAUUAAUACAGGUGACAUGCUUCUACUUUUUAGUUAUCAGAUAAAUGUACAUUACAUAAAGGGUACUCUGCUUACCGUAGUUCAGAGCAAGCUCCAGUUCUGUGAAUCAGUACUUUGUGUUGCCUUAUCUCAUUUCAUAAGAUAUUCCUGUCAUACAGUGCCUGCCUUUAACAAAAAGAGAAUCUAAGAUCCAAAACGGUAUUUUUAUCUGUACACAGCAUAGAUUUAACUGGUCAGUGUCAACAAGUUUGUAGUACUAUAAUGUUUGUACAGCAAACCUAAAGAAUUCAUUAAAUCAAACACCUGUACAUAGAGAAUUUCUCUUGAUUAAGGAAAUAUAUCUUUUUGCUCUAUAGCGUAUUCCAGAUGUGCAUCUGUAUUACUUUUUUGCUGACUUAAGUAAACAUUUUGAAUACUUCCUAAUUAAAAGUUUCGUUAUGAUAGCUUUUCUAUUUUUGUCAGUUUUGGCCAGUCCUGCUAAAGAAAGUUGUGGAAAAAAAACAAUUCUCAUGAAACAAAACCAUUGUAUUAGUCCUGAUAUCUGGCCUUGUGGACUAUUUCUUCAUAAUUUACUUUUGGCUAUGAUAAAUAGAGAUGUAAGGGUUAAAGUAUAAUAUCAUUGCUCCUUUCUGAGCCACAUCUGGAGGUUUUGGGACAUUACAGUUUUUCCGAUGUGUUUUCCAGAACUUGUAUGUUGGGGUGGACACAAGCUGCAGGCACCUGCACAUUAUAAUGCAGUUCAGUACAAUAACCCAGCGAACAUACUGCCUUCAUGAAGCUAAUCAUGUUUAGUUUGUUGUUGAAAUGAUGUUCAAGAGGAGGUUUUAAGCUCUGUGUUUCUUUGUGACCCCAGGGUGUUGUAUUGAACUACAUUAUCUUACAAUCUAAAUAUUCAGGGCUGCAACAUUUCAUUAUUCAUUGAUCAAGCCACUGGUUCUGUUCUUGAUUGAUCGGUCGAAUCAUUUGUUCGGUAGAACAUCAGAAAAUAGAGAAAGAUAACCAUAUUUUUCUACGGCGAUGUUUUCAAGCCCAAGGUGAUGUCUUCACAUGGCUUUGGUCCUACCAGCAGCCCCAAACCCAAAGAUAUUCAGUGUACUGUGAUGUAAGAGAAUAUUUGGCACUUUUUUGACUAAUUGAUUAAGUAGUUAUCAAAAUUGUUGCUUAGAAAUUAUCUGUCAGUUGACUAAUCAUUUGAGCUCUAAAUGUUAUUACCAUGGAGUUGACUCAACUCCCCUUGGCCUCAAAUCUGUGGAUGUUUUGUUUGAAAUGGGGUUUGAUUAUACAGGGUUGCUUUUGUGUCCACUCCUUUUUAUAUUGUUGCCAUCAUGUUCAAUUAGACUGAACAGUAAUUGGUUGAUUCAAUUUAUCACUUUUAUUUUUCUCAUGUUAUAAUCCACAAAGUACAAUAACUACCCCAACAAAGCAUAUGUACUGUAAAAAAAAAAAAAAAAGAAAAGGAAAAAAAAGAUGAUGCAACUUACAAGCUGUAUGUAUGCCGUGCACAUCUCUAAUAACUGAUCAGGAAUCUAUCCAAAACAUUGCUACGCUAUCAGUGGACUUUUGUGAUUUAAAAAAAACCUCUGAAUGAAUCAGAGGACAGGAGGCCGCUCUCCAGUGGCCUUAAACGCCACCUUCUGAAAAGACUGUUAAUGAGCGUUUUCAUGCUUGAUUUUAUUUGUUUCAAAUGGGGGGGGGGGGGGGGAGAGAAUUGUAUACUCAGGAUAUCUGGAGAGAGAAAAGGAGAACAUCAGUGCUCAUGGGCCUAAAGAAGUUUACCUGUCAAAAAAAAAACCCACAAAGUGCAACAUGCACUUGAUUUUGUCUCAAUAAAUUUACUCUUUCGUGGGAAACACGAGUGCCUUGGAA